Molecule: messenger RNA, 777 nt
Organism: Trametes versicolor FP-101664 SS1
Lineage: Eukaryota; Fungi; Basidiomycota; Agaricomycetes; Polyporales; Polyporaceae
Product: RNase H
Exons: 1
Molecular function (GO): RNA-DNA hybrid ribonuclease activity; nucleic acid binding
Source: RefSeq, a predicted model, not a curated record
AUGGUCAAAAUAGCCAAGAAAUAUGGCAUCAAGUGCGAGACAAGCAACCCGACGGCGGACCUACGAGAGAGCCUACCAAUAUGGAACCACGUUGGGAGAAACGAUGAGCGCCGCGUGGAGAACUCGAUAGGAUGCAAGUGCCUCCGCAACAACCACCAAGUCCGCACGGUCGGCCAAUGCCGAGCGGUGGCUGGGCGCUUAUCUGACGACGAAUCGGGCCACGUGGCGAGGCACACAUGCGGAUGUGCCGAUUGUGAUCUUGACCGCAACCUCCACCUCUGCGAUAACCCGCAUCGCUGCGCGACGGCGGCUGCUAGGCUGCUCGGACGAAUCAAUGCGAAGUGGAACCCCUCAAGACCAGCCAACGAGGACGGCCUAACCCUGACGCAAACGCGCAAGGACGAGAACAACGCAGCACGUAUCGAUCACAAGCGCAUCCUCUUCGACCCAUCGAUCUCGACUGGCCUCCCAACUGCGGAGUCUCUGCGCGCUUUCGUCCCAGCCUGCGAUCGCGAUGAACGGCCCGCGCUACGGCUGCCGAGGCCCUACCAAGUCUCCGCGGAGGAUACUGAGGUAUACACCGAUGGCUCGGCACACGGUAACGGCUCCGAGUCUGCGCGUGCAGGUAGCGGCAUCUGGUUCGGCGAAGGUGAUCCGCGCAACGAAGGCGCGCGCGUCCCCUUUGAUACCCAAACUGACCAGGUUGCAGAGUUCUACGCUGUUAUCAUGGCCCACCGCAAGGUCCCGCCCUUUGCCCCGCUGCACGUUGUCAGCGAU